Trichoplusia ni (cabbage looper) is the source of this 2888-nucleotide messenger RNA. RefSeq names its product ras association domain-containing protein 8 (gene RASSF8). The record is from RefSeq and is a predicted model, not a curated record. NCBI's taxonomy places the organism in Eukaryota, Metazoa, Arthropoda, Insecta, Lepidoptera, Noctuidae. Bases 221 to 1612 code for a protein of 463 amino acids. The transcript has 10 exons. Gene Ontology annotation, biological process: signal transduction.
AUCAAAGCUGUCAUGCUUAUGUCAGCGACGUGUUUCUAAACGAAAAUUUCUCAUAACCCACUUGGGAGCUUUAUUUUCUUUAUUGUGUUUUUGGUAUGUUUGUGUUGCGUUUUAGCUCAUAUUGUGUGAGAAGAAGGUCUCGAGCAGGUUGAAUUACCAAUAAAAUGCCAUCUUAAGUAAAUAUGGUGAUUAUAAAUUGACUGUGAACAUCUUGAAAUUAAUGGAGCUGAAGGUCUGGGUCGAGGGAAUACAAAGGAUUGUUUGUGGGGUUACAGAGACUACAACCUGCCAGGAUGUAGUUUUUGCAUUAGCUCAUGCCACUGGCAAAGUGGGCAGAUUUACGCUUAUUGAGCGGUGGCGGAAUAAUGAACGACUACUGGCACCCCAGGAAUACCCUCUAAAGAUCUUAAUGAAAUGGGGUGAAUAUUCCAAUGACAUUCAAUUCAUAUUAAGAAGAUCAGAUUCUGGCAACAACUCGAAACCUUCACAGCCAAGCAACAGCUCUAGAUCACCUAUUGGAAAUGGCGGACACAACACAUCAAACCCCAACAUACUGGACAGCCAGAACUCACCAAAUAGAAUGACCACAACUCCAACAUACAGUAAUGUGAACAACACAUCUCCUGGAAACCCUGUUGGUGUGGUCAAGGGAGUGCAACAAGCCAAAACACCCGAGUCUGACAGCCCUGUGCUUAAAGAUGUCCCGCCCUACAGAGAACCACCACCGCCAUAUCGAUCUCCACCGCCGCCAACGCAAGCCAUUAGAAAGUCCCCAAAUCGGUCUCGAUCAAACAGACCAACGCAUAUGUCACCAGUGAACUUACCUGAAGAGAACCAGGAUAACAGGAGCCCUGAGGCGGUCAGCUAUAACACGCAGUACAGAGAGCUUGUAUCCCUGGUUAACUAUCAAAGAGAGAAGUUGUCAAGCCAGCAGGUUGAUCUUAUAAAGUAUGACGCUGAGAUCGGUUACUGGGAAAACAAAGGUCGGGAGCAAGAGCGACAGGUCGAGUUACUGCAGCAGCAGAUUAGUUCGGCCGAUAACCAGCUGAGAAUUAGCACGGAGCAGGUACAAGCGCUAACAUACGUUGAAGAGGAAAGUGAAAUAGUGAAACAAAAUGAGAAGACAAUAAAGUCUGAGAUUGUGUUGGUGCGGUCAAAGCUCGCGAACUGCGAAACCGAGCUGUUACAGUGCAAGAACAAGAUUCGCAAGCUGAUGGAGGAGAUUCAUAAUGAGCAAAGACUUAUGAAUAGUCGUCAGCAAGAAAAUAGGCAAGCACUGGAGCGCUCAAUGCUCGCUGAAAUGGAGAGUUUGCAGAGUCAAAUACAACAAGCGAAACACGCGACUGAAAUUAACAAUCUGACCGCGGAGAAUCUGAAGAGGGAGGUCGGAGUGCUAGAGAAUGCCAUAAUGGAGAAGAAGCGUCAAGUGGAGCGGCUGGUGCAGGAGAUGAAGGAAGCUAACUUACAGAGCCUUACUGGCAGCGUGGAUGAGUUGCGGCAUCCUUUGGACGGGCUGUGUAAAGCAGGCAGCGCACGCAGGAUCAUAGGUUCCCCGAGGCAACUCGAAAACGCUGCACCCACCAAUAAGAAUCCUCACGGUGUAUGGGUAUAACGUCCUAUAACCUCUACACUGACAGCGGCCAUUACAAGUUCCCCCUAAUUAUAUGCAACGGCCUAAUUUAAGUAGCGAAGAAGUAUAGAUCAAAUAGAUAUAAUUUUCAUUAGGUUUCUGAAUCGAAUGUUAAAUGUACUUUGAAUGUCUGAGCAUUUGUUUAAAAAAUCUCUUGACUAACAUUAAAAUAUAAUAUUUUGAAUGAAAUUGUGUUCUUUUAUAAAUAGUUGUUUCUGUAAUGUGAUAGCUUUAUUCCCCCGAAUCUCUCGAGUUCAAUGUUUGAUUCAGAAAUGUAAACUAGUGCUGCUGUAAUGCACGAUAUUAUUUUGUGGUACUCCUGUAGCUGUAUGGUAGCGGUUAAUUUAUUAGAAGAUAUUUGUGUUCAAAUUAGUGUCAUAUUUAUAAUUAUUACUUUGUCACAAAUUUAUUGUUACAUAAGCGUGUAUUGGAAUAUGAAAGUGUACUUAAAAGUAUCGGCUUGAUAUUUUUAUCUUACACAAAAAGUAUUAUUUAUCUUGCCGUUUAGUUAAUGUUUAUUAGAUAUUGGAGUUGAUGGUACAAAUUCAUCAAAAUGUUCAAUAUUAUUUUUAUAUUUUUGUGUGUUGUGUUUUGUGUGAUGACAAUGCAAUGCGGUUUGUAAACACGUAGGUUUUUUAUUAACACUAGACAGUUAGAUUUGCAUUUUAUCCUACAAUCCUAAUUCUGUGACGGGGAGAAUCCCAUCUAUUGUUUUGUGAAUGUUGGUCAAGCCGUAGGUUGCGCCAUUUGGGUAAUAGAGUAAAACAUUGGACCGAAUAUGUUUAUAAGUAUUUUAUCGGCGCGUAUGGAUGGUUUACUGCACAUUUAAUCUUACCAUUUCAAACUUAUUAUAAACUAUGCAUAAGCGUGUACUUCAAUAUCUUAAUCUAUACUACCUAUAUUAUUGUAAAGGAUCAUGUUUAAAGUAUGUACCUACACUACGAUGAAUAUGCAAUAUAGAAAUACUUAAUUAUAAUAAUAAAUCUAGUCGAAAGUUUAAGCCAUUGCAAUAUUUUAUAAACCAAUAUUAACCUUGAUUUUAGAAGCAUUUUAAAUAAUAAUGGCAUUUAUGACAAAUCAAAUUAUUAAUAUUAUAGCGUAAUAGAUGUAGUAUGUACAAACUACAUAAUUAUUUAGAAUUUGUGUGAGACUUAUCUGAAAGUAUUAUAGUAUGAAUUUAUUUCUUGCAUGGUUACUAAUUGUAAUUAAACGAUUUGUGUAUAUUCAUAUCUGAAAUAAAGGACAUAUUGUAUACCGA